Antechinus flavipes (yellow-footed antechinus) is the source of this 2838-nucleotide messenger RNA. RefSeq names its product desumoylating isopeptidase 1 (gene DESI1). The record is from RefSeq and is a predicted model, not a curated record. NCBI's taxonomy places the organism in Eukaryota, Metazoa, Chordata, Mammalia, Dasyuromorphia, Dasyuridae. Gene Ontology annotation, molecular function: peptidase activity. Bases 213 to 719 code for a protein of 168 amino acids. Gene Ontology annotation, biological process: protein modification by small protein removal. The transcript has 6 exons.
CCCUCUGUCACCUCACAGUCGGCGUUGCCGGGGCGCGUGCGGCCCCGUGCGGCUGAGCAGCCCGCGCAGCGCAGCGCCGGCCCGAGUCUCCCAGCCCCCGACGCCGCAGGGCCUCUGCCCACCGCCCCGGUCGGUGCGGCACGAAAACGGAGAAGACGACGCCGCCGCCGCCGCACUCGCCGCCGCUACCCUUGGGGUCGCAGCCGGCGUCGAUGGAGCCGACGAACCUGUACCCGGUGAAGCUGUACGUGUACGACCUGUCCAAGGGCCUGGCCCGGCGCCUGAGCCCCAUCAUGCUGGGGAAACAGCUGGAAGGCAUCUGGCACACCUCCAUAGUUGUUCACAAGGAUGAAUUCUUCUUCGGCAGUGGAGGCAUUUCCAGCUGUCCCCCUGGAGGGACACUGCUUGGGCCCCCUGACUCAGUAGUAGAAGUAGGAAGCACUGAAGUUACCGAAGAAAUCUUCCUGGAAUACCUGUCCUCCCUGGGGGAGUCCCUGUUCCGAGGCGAGGCCUACAAUCUCUUUGAACACAACUGUAACACAUUCAGCAAUGAAGUGGCCCAAUUUCUGACUGGAAAGAAGAUUCCCUCUUACAUCACGGACCUUCCGUCUGAAGUCCUCUCCACGCCCUUCGGACAGGCCCUGCGGCCCCUCCUGGACUCCAUCCAGAUCCAGCCCCCUGGUGGGAACACCUUUGGCAGACCCAACAGCCAGAGCUAACGGGCCUAGGAGGGAGUGCCUCGCCGUCGUCGACUCUCCAGGGCUUUUCCUUUUUAAAAAAACAAACCCUACCAGAUUUCUAUUUUAUAAUUUUACAUCAGAGCUAACAACCAGGGGACGGCUUUUUAAAUUUCCCAGGGAAGGAGAUCAUCGGGCUGCAUGUAGGACAAUGCUGCUAAAAACCAGAACCAAUGCCAUCCCUUCUAACAGUAUUAUACUAAUUUAUUAAGGCUGUCUUGUCUGUGAGUUCACUUUUGACGCUGUAUGCUAAGCGUCCCCCAUUCCGCAGAAGGGGGAGGCUGCGGAACCAGAAGAAGGCGGGGGCCCUUUGGGGCAGACCGGGCCUCCAGGCCCAGGGAGAGAUUGCCCAGCUAGAGCCCCAGGCCCGGGGGGCUCCUUGUGGGGGGAGGCAGGUGAGUGGUGGGGUGUGGCCACAGGAGCAGGAGUCAAGGCUGACUACAUAGCAAACUCAGGAAGGAAGGAAGGAGACCCUUGCCUCAGCUCAUCGCCCUUCGGUAGACCCCUGCCGGCUUUGUGCUUAGCGUGGGCCAAGGCUGUCGGGAGUGCAAACCGUGGUUCCUUGAUGAAUACAGCCUUGACUACCACCCCCAGUAGCCAUACCUGGGCAGCAGAAGGGAGAGUGCUCCCCGGCUCCAGGCGUCCAAAGGAGAGAUGGCGCAGGAUCUAGGUGGCGAGGGAGGUUAGCACGGUGUGUCUGAGAUGAUGCUCCCACUGCCCCAGGAGCAUUUUGCAGACCCACUGGGGAGGUUUUUCCCCAUCAGAACUUGGCUGCAGGAAUAGCAGAGCCACCUUUUGACUGCCUGGCAGAUGGUCCUGUUCUCCGGGAGGCUUUGCUCUUCCCCCCUUCUGAGCCUCACAGGCUGUAAAUACAAGCCCCAGCUCCCCUCUGACCACGCUACAGCCCAGAACUUUAAGCCCCUGAUCUCUGCCUCCACUCCCCUCAUGGCCCCCACCAGCCCAAAUGAUUCAUAUUCUCCGUAGCUCAUUGAGAGGAAGCAAAAAAGAUUCUGGCCUGCCUCAGGCGUUCUGUAUGUGACCAACAGUGGCUGGGGACAGCCAGGCUGAGAUCCCAGGAUGUGUCGAUUGAGCAAGAACAGCCCCGUUCUCACCCAUGGGCCUGAUACUGGAGGGGGUUGGGGGAGGGGGCAAGGCAGGAGCAGCAGCACAUCCUGGGCCUGGCCCUGGCUUUUUCCCUGCCAGCCUGGGUGGCAGCAGAGCCAGCCUCUGGAGCUGCUGCAGCAGCUCAGCAGUCAUGGGAUCAGGCCUCCCCACUAGGCUGCUUUUGUUCUCCGGGCCGCUCUCCACCUCUUUUGUUCCAUCCAGAGGCAGGAACGUAACAUUCCCAGUGCUUGGAAGCACUGAACAAGUCUCGGCUCUCCGUAGGGAGGGAGACUGGGGUGGGGGGGGGGGGGGGAACAAUCAUCCUGGGCUGGGUCCAAGUCACGGUCAUCCCCUGGUGGGCUGAGGGAGCACUCGGGAAUGGGCAAGAAAAGCAAAUUAGUAGCUAGGGAGCUAGCGCAGACACAACUGCCUCAUGCAGAAGAAGCCCUCUGUUAGGAAGGUGAGGGUGGAGGUUGGCUUGAAAAUUAUUUUUUUCCAAUCGAGCAUUUCUGAUCUUCCCUCUCAUCCCCCUCCCCUGAAAGAGAGAAAAAAAGCCCCUUUAACAGUUAAGCAUUGUUGCACAAAACAAACCCCUGCAUUGUCCGUGGCCAAACGUACGUGUCUCAUCCUCUGUCCGAGUGGCAGCUUAAUUUCAUGCACCUUCGUGGAUAACUAAGUGAUCGUUGACUUCUCAAAGCUCAGGCACUGGGUCAGCGCUCUUGGCCUCCCCUCCCCCCAGACAAAUGUCUCUAUUGACUCCAGACUCCUCAGGACUGUGCCCUCUGGGACUUGCCUAGGGGCCCACGAGGGCCCCCAGGCCUCAGGAAGGGGGCAAGCCCUUGGGCCGGGCACCUCUCCCUUCCUGAAACGAAGCCUGUACUCUGCCAUAUCCCUUUUCCCCUCAAGUAAGCCAAGUGAGUAACUGUAUCUGGGAUGGAGGUGUUUGCUAGCUGAUCUGUUUCUAUAAUGCAAUAAACUUGGGUCCACCACCCACUCA